UAUUUUCAAACAAAAAGGGUUGAACUCUAUUGAGUUUUUUAGGGGAGUUCCACGAAAAGGAGUCCCGGGUGUACCAGGUGCUACAGAACUGGAGGCAGCUGUGAAAAAGUUGACUCCCAGUGAAAUCUUGGCGAGAAGAUCAAAUCUUCGUCAUGGGCCUACAUAUGGAGGUUAUGAUGGAGAAUCAUAUCUUCCAUUUGAAUGUCGAACACCAGACAGCUUAAUGUCUACAGGUUCCAGUAAUUACAGUGGAUGGAAAUUACCUGAGAAGUUGCAGAUUGUUAAGCCUAUGGAGGGAUCACAAACUUUACAUCAGUGGUCACAGCUUGCUCAACCUACCUUUGGGGGUAUUUUAGAUGAAAGGCCUGGUGUUAAAAUAAGGUUGGUUUUAUUCCGUUCAUAUUAA
Molecule: messenger RNA, 406 nt
Organism: Leptinotarsa decemlineata (Colorado potato beetle)
Lineage: Eukaryota; Metazoa; Arthropoda; Insecta; Coleoptera; Chrysomelidae
Gene: milt
Product: trafficking kinesin-binding protein milt
Biological process (GO): mitochondrion distribution; vesicle transport along microtubule; protein targeting
Cellular component (GO): cytoplasmic vesicle; mitochondrion
Molecular function (GO): myosin binding
Source: RefSeq, a predicted model, not a curated record